GGCUUUGCGCUGAGAAGGACGGGCAGGGGACUUGGGAGCGAGCGGCGGCAGGGCUCCGCCGUUCGGGGGCGGGCUGGCAGCUCUGCUCCUUCGCUUGCUGCUGUCUAUGGGAAGCGGGAGCCAGCCCUGAGGAGUCCUCAGCAGGUAGCGACCCCCUUCCCCGGCUCGCCUGCCCGCCCCGCCGGGGAGGGCGGAAGAUGCCGGUGAAGAAGAAGAGAAAAUCUGGGGUGGCAGCGGCAGCGGUGGAAGACGGAGGCCUCAAAAAGUGUAAAAUCUCCAGCUAUUGCAGAUCCCAACCCCCUGCUAGACUAAUAAGUGGAGAGGAACAUUUUUCAAGCAAGAAGUGCCUGGCUUGGUUUUAUGAGUAUGCAGGUCCUGAUGAAGUUGUAGGGCCAGAAGGAAUGGAAAAAUUUUGUGAAGACAUUGGUGUUGAACCUGAAAAUAUUAUUAUGUUAGUUUUAGCGUGGAAAUUGGAGGCUGAAAGCAUGGGAUUUUUUACCAAGGAAGAAUGGUUAAAGGGGAUGACUUCAUUACAGUGUGACUGCACAGAAAAGUUACAGAACAAAUUUGACUUUUUGCGCUCACAGUUGAAUGAUAUUUCUGCGUUUAAGAAUAUUUACAGAUAUGCCUUUGAUUUUGCAAGGGAUAAAGAUCAGAGAAGCCUUGAUAUUGAUACUGCUAAGUCUAUGUUAGCUCUUCUCCUUGGGAGGACAUGGCCACUGUUUUCAGUAUUUUACCAGUACCUAGAGCAAUCAAAGUAUCGCGUUAUGAACAAAGAUCAGUGGUACAAUGUGUUAGAAUUCAGCAGAACAGUCCAUGCCGAUCUUAGUAACUAUGAUGAAGAUGGUGCUUGGCCUGUUCUUCUUGAUGAAUUUGUUGAGUGGCAUAAAGUUCGUCAAGCAUCAUAGCAAGAAGUAUUGUGAAGAAAAUGCAAACCUUUUGAUCCUGAUGUGUGUACAGGCUAAUGAGAUGAGGGGGAAAAAACCUAAGGGGUGCAUUUUCAUUCAUAUGAAAGACUUCUCAUAGUACUUUUUUUUUUUUCCUUUUUUUUUUAAAGGAAGUUUUCUUGUUACAUGUUACGGGCAUUGAGCCACACCUCUUCUUAGACUGAAUAUUGAAGUUUUUGUUUUGAGUUAUGUUUAUAACAUUUAUUUCAGAACAAUAAAGAUUCAGAUUUGUGACAAAGGCCUUAAAGUGAAGAUGUCCGUUGAGUGUCAAGAGUGGUAUUUAUUUUUGUAAAUUUUAAUUCUUGAAUUUUAGAAGUCUGUCAUACCAGAAGUUUGUGGAAUUUUAAAGGUUUUAAACAGUCUUAAUGUUUGGCAAUAUAUAGCUCAUGAUAUAGCUCAUAUAUUCAUCUCUGCACAAUCAGAAAGAAUAUUUAUUGGCCUUGAC
Molecule: messenger RNA, 1392 nt
Organism: Budorcas taxicolor (takin)
Lineage: Eukaryota; Metazoa; Chordata; Mammalia; Artiodactyla; Bovidae
Gene: DCUN1D5
Product: defective in cullin neddylation 1 domain containing 5
Exons: 8
Coding region: 198-908 (236 amino acids)
Biological process (GO): protein neddylation; positive regulation of ubiquitin-protein transferase activity
Cellular component (GO): ubiquitin ligase complex
Molecular function (GO): ubiquitin-like protein binding; ubiquitin conjugating enzyme binding; cullin family protein binding
Source: RefSeq, a predicted model, not a curated record